Molecule: messenger RNA, 1036 nt
Organism: Arabidopsis arenosa
Lineage: Eukaryota; Viridiplantae; Streptophyta; Magnoliopsida; Brassicales; Brassicaceae
Source: the annotation of a GenBank genome assembly
CCCGUGUAGCGAAUUUAACAAUGGCUGACUGGUCGUUGCUUCCCAAAGACAUACUGGAACUAAUUGCUGGUCGUUUCAAGACAUGUUUUGAGAUUGUCCACUUACGAUCUGUCUGUAGCUCGUGGUGGUAUGCUCUGCCUCCGAAGAUUUCUCUCGGAAGCUUAGGCAAAAGAAGCCUUCUUCCCAUUUUCAAUGACAACCCUCGUUUUGAUGGCGAUGAGCAUUGCAUACUAAAAAAGAUUCCAGUUUUUCUCUUGAGAUUUGAGACUCCUUUUGGGAAUGAUUAUUUGUUGGCAGGGAUGACCGAGAAAAAAUCCGGUAAACAAAGGUUGUUGUCACCGUUAGAAAAUACUUAUAGGUAUAAAUAUGGAGUAACUCUCAACACUCUUAGCUCCCAAAUCAUCCCCUUGGGUCAUCUCUACAAGGUACAAUUCUAUGCUAUAACGACGAGACGCUAUAGAACACGACGUGAAUGUUAUUCCAAAAGAGUUGCGUUUCUUCCAAUGGAAAGUGAAGACGGUAGAGAUUUUGCAGUUGUAGCGGGAGUGUUAGGGGAUUUAAUGAUGUACCGAAGCUGUGACAAGAAGUGGACUCUAAUCCAAGGUCGGUUUCAAGCAUAUCGAGAUAUAGUUUCAUUCAAAGGCAAGUUUUAUGUUGUUGAUAUGAGUGGACAGGGACAUGUCUUUGUUAUCGAACCCUCAUUCAAAGUUACCGAGAUCAGUCCAGUCACACAGUCUCACGAGACUUUUGAUGAGAGACUGGUUGUAUCAGGAGACGAGUUGUUACUGGUGCAGCGGUUUACGCCGCCAGGAAAGUAUGGAACCAGAAAGACCAGUAAGGCGGUUACCGAAUGCAGAGGCUAUAUGGGUGCGUUCGGCGAAAAUCAAGAAUCCUUGGCGUCCUGUGGAAUUGUGACGAUGCUAAAUAAGGAUAAUGGUCUGUAUCCUUGGCGUCUUGCGGAAUUAUGAUGAUGCCAAAUCCAAAAGUUGGCACCUAUGACACAUCAAUUGAAUCUGAAUAAGUUCCUCAAUCAUGU